Messenger RNA from Nematocida parisii ERTm1, 1007 nucleotides. RefSeq lists its product as uncharacterized. The transcript has a single exon. Gene Ontology annotation, cellular component: cytosol. The record is from RefSeq and is a predicted model, not a curated record. NCBI's taxonomy places the organism in Eukaryota, Fungi, Microsporidia. Gene Ontology annotation, molecular function: 3'-5'-DNA exonuclease activity. Bases 1 to 918 code for a protein of 305 amino acids.
AUGCCAUAUGAUAUAGCAGUAAACAUAACCGAUCCACAAUACUUAGGAGAGUAUAAUAGCAAGAAGAAGCACUGCUGUGAUAUUAAAAGCGUGAUAGCACGGGGGAAGUCGCAUGAUAUAAACAUGGUCUUUUUGGGGCUAUCGCUAGCUAGUUCAGUUGAGGUAAUUAGUAUAGCAAAUGAGUACAAUGAAUACUGCGUAAUUGGAGUUCACCCAGGAAGUACAGAAGAGUGUACAAAGGAGGAUAUACAGGCGUUUGUUGAUAUUUUAAGCACUAAAACCAUAGAGAACCAAAGAAAUUUAAUAAGAAAAGAAGUUUCAGACAUAAUAAGCACAGAAGCGCUUUUAAAUAUUGACAGUGUUGUUGGAAUAGGAGAAGUUGGUCUAGAUUACAACAGAACCUACUCAUCUAAAGAGAAACAAAAGAAGGUAUUUAAGGAAAUACUCAAAAAAACAGAAGUAUUCAAUCUGCCAUAUAUUUUCCACUAUAGAGACUGUGAGGAAGACUUUUUUGAGAUCGUGAAUGAUCAUAAUGUAUCAGGUGUUAUACAUUCAUAUACUGGGGGGUUGGAGGAGAUGAGAAGAUUGGUUAGUAAGGGAUUCUAUAUAGGAAUAAAUGGCGCGUCAAUUAGAGAAAAUGAGCAAACAUCAGUGAUUGAGGAAAUACCUCUAGACCGAUUGCUAAUAGAAACAGAUGCACCCUGGUGCACUAUACGAAAAACAUCAAAGUAUUAUGACAGCAUCGGCACAUAUCUCAAAUCUAACAAAAAAUGGAUAGAGAAUGAAGGAGUAAAAGGAAGAAACGAACCAAUUAAUCUAUACCAAGUGAUUGAUGCGGUGUCUCACAUUAAAAAAACACCUAAACAGGAUGUAAUUAGUGUAACAAAUCAGAAUUUCAAAAAAUUAUUCCGAAGAUAAGAAUACUAAGGGCUUCAUGCUCUAUCAUGAGUGCAUCGCCACACAUAAAUUAGAGCUAUUUACUUUUUCAGCAUUUAUGGAAUUCCCAG